This is a messenger RNA of Planococcus citri (citrus mealybug), 1568 nucleotides long. It is a transcript of the gene Taf7, whose product is annotated as TATA-box binding protein associated factor 7. Bases 107 to 1360 code for a protein of 417 amino acids. NCBI's taxonomy places the organism in Eukaryota, Metazoa, Arthropoda, Insecta, Hemiptera, Pseudococcidae. Gene Ontology annotation, molecular function: RNA polymerase II general transcription initiation factor activity. The transcript has 8 exons. Gene Ontology annotation, cellular component: transcription factor TFIID complex. Gene Ontology annotation, biological process: RNA polymerase II preinitiation complex assembly; transcription initiation at RNA polymerase II promoter. The record is from RefSeq and is a predicted model, not a curated record.
CAAAAUGUCAACAAAAUAGCAAGUAACUGAUAACAUGAAAAAAGUUUAGAAAGUUGAGGAUUUUUCAGUUUAAUUCAAUUUAUUUUAGUUUGGCAGUUCUAAUAAAAUGGCCAAAAAUGAUAAAAUUGUCGAUCAGUACACUGAGUUAGAGAGUCAAUUCAUAUUGCGACUCCCACCGGAACCUGCCAAAGUCCUUAGAGAGGCACUGAGAUCAGGAGCCUCACUAAAAGAUCGAUUUUCAAUUAAACUAGAAAAUGAUGUUCGGAAAGCUGAAGUAAAAUUUGAUCAUUGGUAUUUUUUUGCUCGAGUCGUAGAUCUUCCAUGCAUCAUCGAAUCAUUAAAAACCAUCGAUUCCAAAAGCACUUACAAAACCGCGGAUAUCUGUCAGAUGAUGAUUUGUAAAGAAGAUGAAGAUCCUAUUCAAUCUGACGAAGAAGACAAAACUAAACAAAAGAAGAAAGAUAAUGUAAAAGUUGAUAAGAAAUACCUUUGGCCUCACGGCAUUACCCCGCCUAUGAAAAAUGUACGACGUCGGCGUUUUCGCAAAACGUUACGUAAAAAGUAUGUUGAAGCUCCCGAGAUUGAAAAAGAAAUCAAGCGAUUGUUGAGAGGAGACAGCGAUGCGGUUAAUGUGAAAUGGGAAGUAAUCAAUGAACAAGACGAAAAGUCUAAAGCAAUGGGCGUUACUGUGAAAGAAGAACCUUUAGCUCAAGGAAUUGCCCACAACUUGCAUUCAGAAGAUAAUACAAAUGUUGACGUUGCGGAACAUGAUUUGUUCGGCGAGGCGCUCAGUGAUUCUGAAGAUGAAGAAACCAAUAAUAACCUGUUAGCUUUGGACGAAGAUAACAGCAGGCUGUCUUGUGAAGACAGUAGCCGAUUAUCAGAUUCUGUUUCUCUUCAGAGUCACUCAACCGGACGAAAUCCUCUUGUCACAGAAUUCCGAAAAGAAAUGUUCUCUCAACACAAUGAUUUUGUGGUACAGAUGCCCAAUAUAAAAUCUGAAAUAGUGUAUGAAUUUGAACAGCCAUCUUCUGUUUCAUCAAAUCCUGAAUUUUCAAUCAAAUCUGAGGCAUCCAAUUCAUACGAUUUUGAAGUGGGUAAAAACGACGACCCAAAUAAAUUCACCACAGAAUACAUACCGGAAUCAUCUUCAGGAGAUAUAAGAGCUCGCAUGGAACAAUUGGAAAUGGAAUUGGCAGAGCUGAAAACCAGACGUAAUAACCAGGAGACUGAGAUUGCUAAUAUAGAAAAUUUGGCCUUGAGACAACGGUUCCAACAUAAAUUGGAUAAUCUGCUUGCCGAACAAAUGGAAAAAGAGCAACAAUAUCAAGAGCUCGUUGCAAUUUUGGAUCAGCAAUAAUGUGGAAAAAAUGAUGCAAUAUUGGACCAAAUUAUCAUGUGGAGCAUGAAAAUACUUUUUUCAUUUUUUAUUUUUUAUUGUGUGUUUCUGAAGCGAUAAAUAUUUACGUAUACGCUUUCAUUUCAAUGAUACCUACGUAUCACAGCAUUUUUGCUAAAAGUAUACAUAUUUUUCUCAUGUUGAAAUAAAUAUUUCCAGUUUAUUGUAA